GUGGGUGUAUAUAUAUAGUUUUUAAAAACAAAAAUAAACAAAAACAAACAAAAAAUCAAAAAUAAACAUCAGCACAGACGCUGUGUAAGUGUCUGCAGGCAGGACAGACCAACGAGUUUCCAAUCCAGCAGCAGAAUGGCAGCAGAAAAAAACGAGGCCGACAUUGACGAUGCUUUCGCCAACAGGGAGGAGCUCGAGGCUUUUUAUGUGCUGGCUGGAAGCGACUCAGAAAAGUGUUCCUACUCCCGGGGCUAUGUGAAGAGGCAGGCUGUGUUUGCCUGCAACACUUGCACACCCAAUACUGCAGAGCCUGCAGGGGUUUGUCUUGCCUGUGCCAAUAAAUGCCACGAUGGACAUGAUGUCUUUGAACUGUAUACCAAAAGAAAUUUUCGUUGCGAUUGUGGAAAUGGCAAGUUUGGGGAGUUCAAGUGCCAACUAAUGCCUGCCAAAGAUGAGCAAAACAUUAGAAAUAUCUACAAUCAUAACUUCAGUGGCUGCUACUGCACGUGUGAGCGGCCAUACCCAGACACAGAGACUCCGAACAACAACGAUGAUGAGAUGAUUCAGUGUGUUGUCUGUGAGGACUGGUUCCACAGCAGACAUCUUGGCUGCACCGUGGGGGAACCAGAAGAGGUGCUAGAGAUGGUGUGUGAGGCCUGCAUGAACAAGGCUUCCUUCUUGUGGACGUACGCCGCACACUUUGCAGUUCCACCCGUGAUCAGUGUCAGUCCCUCUGAGGAGGACGAAGAGGAGGAGGUAGAAGUCGAGGAAGGAGCAGAAAAGGAGGAAGAUUCUGGGCCCAGUCAAAGUACAGAUGAGGAGCCGUCCACCAGUGCUGAGCACACAAAGCUGGAGGAAGGGGCAAACCGGAGAUCCCCUUGCAAACGGACCCAUGAGGAAAUGACAGGCAGCAUGGCGAAGGCCACAUCCAAAACUGUGGCGUGCAGGCUGAACGAGCUGCAGGUCCAGGGGCUGGAGAGGCUGAGACAGGGAGCUGUGUUCUGGCCUUACAGUUGGCGCGCCAAGCUCUGCACCUGCAUAAGCUGCAAGAAAGCCUAUGUGGCUGCUGAGGUGCAGUUUCUCAUGGAUGAGUCUGACACCAUUCUGGCUUACGAGAACAAGGGCUUGGAUGAGCCAUUUGGACAGCACCCGCUAAUGGCACUGACAAACUCCUUGGACCGUAGACAGCAGCUGGAGGUCAUUUAUGGUGUCAACGAGCUGACAACUACGAUCAGUGCAUUUUUAGACCAGUGUGCUGCUGAAGAAAAGGAGGUCACAGUUGAAGCUGUUUAUCAGUUGUUCGAGGAGCUGAAGGCUAGAAAAAGACGCAGAACCAAUGCAGAAUACCAGUAGCAAGGAUGCCAUAUCAUGUGUCUGGUUCAUAUGGUGCUUUGAAUGUAUGUGUAACUUGGAAGAUGAUCCUUUUUUUCUUUGUUGAAUAAAGGUCUUCUCGCUGCAA
Molecule: messenger RNA, 1459 nt
Organism: Larimichthys crocea (large yellow croaker)
Lineage: Eukaryota; Metazoa; Chordata; Actinopteri; Sciaenidae
Product: putative E3 ubiquitin-protein ligase UBR7
Exons: 12
Coding region: 136-1353 (405 amino acids)
Cellular component (GO): cytoplasm
Molecular function (GO): zinc ion binding; ubiquitin protein ligase activity
Source: RefSeq, a predicted model, not a curated record